Messenger RNA from Talaromyces marneffei, 873 nucleotides. RefSeq lists its product as uncharacterized. The transcript has 3 exons. Gene Ontology annotation, cellular component: membrane. NCBI's taxonomy places the organism in Eukaryota, Fungi, Ascomycota, Eurotiomycetes, Eurotiales, Trichocomaceae. The coding region runs from base 1 to 873 and encodes 290 amino acids. The record is from RefSeq and is a predicted model, not a curated record.
AUGCCAGGCGCAUACAAACUUUACGACUAUGACCCAUCCAAAGGCGCUGCUGUUGUCUUUGCGAUUAUCUUCGCCAUCACAACCCUGCUUCAUAUAUUUCAGACGAUUCGCAAGAGGUCAUGGUAUUUCAUACCAUUUGUCAUCGGAGGGUUAUUUGAAACGAUUGGAUAUGCCGCACGAUACAGUAGCGCAACGCAAACACCAAACUGGACGCUAGGGCCGUAUAUCGUACAAACCUUGCUGCUUCUAUUGGCUCCUUCGCUCUUCGCGGCUUCGAUUUAUAUGAUUCUCGGACGCAUCAUUUUGCUUCUUAAUGGCGCGUCUCGUUCCUUGAUCCGGCCGUCGUGGAUGACGAAGAUUUUUGUGUUUGGCGAUGUCUUGUCGUUUCUUAUCCAAAGUGGAGGAGGCAGCAUGAUGGCCAACGCCAAAGCCCAGAAUACCAUCAGCCUAGGAAAUCACAUUAUCAUCGUCGGCCUUUUUAUUCAGCUCAUCUUUUUCGGAUUUUUCAUCAUCGUCUCGGUUAUGUUCCAUCGUCGUAUGCUCGCUUCACCUACGGAAGCCUCGAUGGUGGUCAAUGUCCCCUGGUCCAGAUACAUGAUGAUCAUGUACGCCGUCAAUGCGCUGAUCAUGAUUCGUUCGGUCUACCGAGUCAUUGAAUACGUGCAAGGAGCACAGGGUAUUUUGCAGGAGCACGAGGCAUAUUUGUAUGCACUCGACGCUUCGUUGAUGGUUAUUUGCUGUUUGAUUUUCAAUGUGUUCCAUCCAAGUCAGGUUAUUGUCGGAGGGGGGAAGAAGUAUGAAAAGAUGGAGGGUGAUCUCGAGAUGCUGAAUGCAUCGCAGCAGAACCUGGCGUAUGAGGGUGGCUACAGGUGA